AUAUCACCCUGAAUGGGAUGCAUAAAAGCAGUGAGCUUUGAGGCUUCCUACAGUUGAGAACUCAAGUUUCAACGGAGAGGUCAAAAUGAAGAUAUCUGUUUUCUUGGCUUUGUUUUGCUUUGUACUCGCUGUUGGCUUUUCAGUGGCGGUAACUGAAAUUGACUUGGCCAACAUGGCAGAUGAAUUUGUAGCAGAAAAACUUCCAGGUGAAGAAUACGUGAAAGAGAGCGAUGAAGACCUCGAUGAGAAAGACUUAAGGGACAAUGAUAUGGCAAUCCCCAGAAGAGAAAACGAUAUGGCGACCGAUGACGAGGAGGUUGACGAAGGACCAUUCGAUAAUGACGAAGAUGACGAAGAUGAUAUGGAGGCAGUAGAAAAGUCAGCUGACCCCCAACGCCGAAAGCUCGCCGCUUUCGUCGCGGUCGCUGCGUUCCCCCCAGUCGCCGCGGUCGCCGCGUUUCCCCUGGUCACAGCGGUCGCCGCAGUGGCCGCUCUCGCGGUAGAAUACGCGGUUAACGAAGACCAUAUCAGUAAUGGAAUAAACAAUGGAUGGAUAAAGGUCUUGAUGAAUACUCCUCGGCUUCCGUUUAAAUAUAAUGGGAGUUUGAUUUGCUUCUUGGAUUAUAGUGGAG
Pocillopora damicornis (cauliflower coral) is the source of this 632-nucleotide messenger RNA. RefSeq lists its product as uncharacterized. The record is from RefSeq and is a predicted model, not a curated record. NCBI's taxonomy places the organism in Eukaryota, Metazoa, Cnidaria, Anthozoa, Scleractinia, Pocilloporidae.